Messenger RNA from Babjeviella inositovora NRRL Y-12698, 1353 nucleotides. RefSeq lists its product as uncharacterized. The record is from RefSeq and is a predicted model, not a curated record. The transcript has a single exon. Gene Ontology annotation, cellular component: cytoplasm. Lineage: Eukaryota; Fungi; Ascomycota; Pichiomycetes; Serinales. The coding region runs from base 330 to 1073 and encodes 247 amino acids.
UGCCAUAAAUAACCUCUCCGCCCAUCUUUUAUCCAAACAUGAGCACGAGUAGCCAUGGAAUGAGCACCCUCCAGCAGGAAUACCUCAUGGAGCUCCAAAAGACGUUGUACACAAUCAACCAGAUCAACCAAAACUUGGUCGAAACCAUCAACUGUAUAGACCCCGCCAAAGGAACCAAAUACCACACGAAACUAACCCAAAACAUUGCAGCGCUCCAGAAGCUCUUGCAAGACGUAUAAUGUCCUUUUCUGUGUGAAUAUUUUAGACAAUAAUAUUAAGCACAUUUGACCAUAACACGCCGAUAUACCUUUUACUGCAAUUAUACCCCGAUGUCCAAAGAAUCUGGGCUUAUAUCCAAAUACCAGAGCCAGGUCGUAGCAGAAAGUCAUUCUGGUGCCGAUGUAUACAAGCAGAACCAACAGGAAGACGUGAGCGACCAGGAGUUCGAUGAGGACGAGCUUCUCGAGUUGCUAGACGACGACGACGAUGCGUACAUGCAAAAGUACCGAGAGGAGCGGAUCAGCCAGUUGUCUACUGAGUUUUCAAAGGUGAAAGCAACGGCCAGUCUCAAGCUGGAGGUGGGGACGGUCGUCGAGCUCGACACGGAGAAGCGGUUGAUGGAGUUGAUCUCGGCCCAUGGUAACAACAAGCAGCAGAAUAAUGUCGUGUGCUUCUACUUGCCGGACUUUACCAAGUGCGGGGUGAUGCUUACAAAGCUCGACGGGCUUGCGGCCCGGUACUUGUCGCUCAACUUCUAUAAGAUCAACGUUCUCCACGCGCCGUUUUUGGUGACAAAGUUGGGCAUCAAGGUCCUACCAGUGGUGCUCUUCUACAACGACCGGGGUCUUGAGGUGAACCGUAUCGUGGGGUUUGAUCUGUUGCUUUUGCCGAACCAGCGUGAGCACGAUAACUUCAGCGUGAGCGAGCUUGAGCACCAGUUGUUGAGCCACCGCAUGAUUAACUAUCGCAUCGACGACCACGGCCUGGAGAUCAAGCCUACCGGGGUGCAAACUACCGGCAAGACCAUCCGUAAUAGACUUGAUGAUGAGGAUGAGAGCGACCUCGAUCUCUAACGGAUCUGCCCCUUGUCAGUUUUAUCUGAGCGGACACAGGGUUGUAUUUGAACUGUUUCAAGAGUUGAUACUUUAUUUUCCCGACCAGGAUUUGGUAUUAAAGGCUUUAUCGUCACUCGCAUGCACUCAGUGAUCCGGGCUACCUCAGGUUUGAGUCAAACUGCCUGUGGGAAAUAGCGUAGGGCUCAUCUCUGUUUCUGGGAGGCUUCGACAAUAGCUCCCCAGAUACCACUAAAUUGUAUCUAAAUCACCAGUGCAUUGUUAUAUAGAAUGGAUGAAC